AUGGCAUUGGUCGAUGGCGAGAAAAGCGAGGAGGAGCAGGCUGAGAAAGCUCCCGAAGACACUUAUUAUGACAAGAAAAGCUCAUUCUUUGAUCGCAUUAGCUGUGAGGCUUUGGAGAAAGCUGAAGGAAAAAGUGGACGUCCGGACUGGAAAAAGGAACGCGAAACAAAUCAGGAAACUUUCGGGCACUCUGCAGUUCGCUCGCUGAACUACCGUCGCGGCUUCGGGCAACGUGGACGCGCUCGUGGAUAUGGACGUAAGCAUUAUUAUAGAAUUUCUUCUUUUUUAUUUUUAUCGUUUAAUAAAUGUGCCAACUUGGGUGAGCUUGCGUAUGGCUUUUGGUAUGAUGAGGUGUAG
Messenger RNA from Ostertagia ostertagi, 357 nucleotides. The record is from the annotation of a GenBank genome assembly. NCBI's taxonomy places the organism in Eukaryota, Metazoa, Nematoda, Chromadorea, Rhabditida, Trichostrongylidae.